AUGGUGGCGGCGGCGGCCGCGCCGUGCGCCCGCCGGCUGGCUCGGCGCUCGCACUCGGCGCUGCUGCUGGCGCUCACCGUCCUGCUGGUGCAGACGCUGCUGGUCUGGAAUUUCAGCAGCCUCGACGCGGCCGACGAGCAGCAGCAGCAGCAGCGGCGGCGGCCGGAGCAGCAGCAGCCGCCGCCGCCGCGGAGAGGCGCCCUCGCCGGCGGCAGCAGGAGCGGCCACAGCAGCAGCAGCAGCCGGCGGCGGGAGAAGCGCGACCUGGAGAGCCGCGACGGCCCCCGCUCGCCGCAGCCCCGCCGAGCAGCCGGCGGCGCGUUCCGCGGCAAGGCGCUGGAUCAGCCUCUGAACCCUUACAAAGGCUUUGAAGCUCAGGAUGGCUACUUUUCCCACCGGCCAAAGGAGAAGACGCGGACAGAUAGCAACAAUGAGAACUCUGUCCCCAAGGACUUUGAAAAUAUCGACAACAGCAAUUUUGCUCCCCGGACACAGAAGCAGAAGCACCAUCCAGAACUGGUGAAAAAGCCCGUCAGCGCACAGAAGGAGCGCUUACGGAGAAAACUAGAACAGGAGGAGAAAGCUAAGGAGAACACCCUCCUUGGGAAGAACCCCAACGAACGGCUGCCAUUGGACAAUUCUGCCCCCAAGCCCAGCAACAAUGGCAACCAUCUGAAAGACAUCCAGAAGUCCCCCCGACAGCCUCCUACGAAACGGGGUGGGAACAGCUCUCCUGAGCUCGGAUACGAUCAGCUGCCCAAAUGUGACAUCUCGGGCAAAGAGGCCCUCUCGGCCUUAUCCAGGGCCAAGUCAAAGCAGUGUCGGCACAACAUUGCCGAGACCUACUGUCAGCACAAGCAAGGGAAGCUGAUGCCCGAGCAGGUGACUCGUUUCUGCCCGCUGGAAGGAAAAGCCAAUAACAAUCUCCAGUGGGACGAGGACUCCAUAGAAUAUAUGCCAGCUGACCCAGUCAGGAUUGCUUUUGUCCUGGUUGUCCAUGGCAGAGCUUCUCGACAGCUGAUGCGCAUGUUUAAGGCUAUAUACCAUCAGGAUCAUUUUUAUUACAUCCAUGUUGACAAGCGCUCUGAUUAUUUACAUCGGCAAGUGCUCCAAUUUGCAAGCCAGUAUCCAAAUGUGAGGGUCACCUCUUGGCGCAUGGCAACCAUCUGGGGAGGAGCUAGUCUUCUGUCCACCUACCUGCAGAGCAUGCAAGACCUCUUGGAGAUGAAGGACUGGCAGUGGGACUUCUUCAUUAACCUCAGUGCUGCGGACUACCCUAUCAGGACAAAUGACCAGCUUGUCGCAUUCCUGUCAAGAUACCGCAACAUGAACUUCUUGAAGUCACAUGGAAGAGACAACGCAAGGUUUAUUAGGAAACAAGGCCUCGACAGGCUGUUUCUGGAAUGUGAUACGCACAUGUGGCGACUUGGGGACCGGAAAAUUCCAGAAGGAAUCACUGUAGAUGGUGGCUCAGACUGGUUUCUGCUGAACAGGAAGUUUGUGGAAUACAUCACGUUUUCAACUGAUGACCUGGUGACCAAGAUGAAAAGGUUCUAUUCCUUUACUCUCCUUCCUGCUGAGUCUUUCUUCCACACCGUCUUGGAAAACAGUCCUCAUUGUGACUCCAUGGUGGACAAUAACCUGCGUAUCACAAACUGGAACCGAAAGCUGGGGUGCAAAUGUCAGUACAAGAAUAUUGUGGAUUGGUGUGGUUGUUCUCCCAAUGACUUCAAGCCAUCUGAUUUUCACCGGUUCCAGCAAACAGCAAGACCAACCUUCUUUGCACGCAAGUUUGAGGCGGUUGUGAACCAGGAAGUCAUUGCUCAGUUGGAUUAUUACCUCUAUGGUAACUAUCCAUCUGGUACCCCGGGCCUUCGAUCAUACUGGGAGAAUGUGUACGAUGAACCAGACGGGAUCCACAGCAUUAGUGAUGUGGCACUAACCCUCUACCACUCAUUUUCCCGUUUGGGCUUGAAGAGAGCAGAAACGUCCUUCCAUACGGACAGUGACAACAGUUGCCGCUACUACCCAAUGGGCCAUCCAGUUUCUGUCCACCUCUAUUUUCUCGCAGAUCAUUUCCAGGGCUUCCUCAUCAGGCACCACACUACCAAUUUGGCCGCCAGUAAGCUGGAGACGUUAGAAACAUGGGUUAUGCCUAAGAAGGUGUUCAAGAUUGCAAGCCCCCCGAGUGAUUUUGGAAGGCUUCAGUUCUUGGAGGUUGGAACAGACUGGGAUGCUAAAGAGAGGAUAUUCCGGAAUUUUGGAGGCCUUAUUGCCCCGGCGGACGAGCCUGUGGGGAUGCAGAAGUGGGCAAAGGGUCCCAAUGUCACCGUGACAGUCAUCUGGAUAGACCCCGUCAACAUCAUUGCCGCCACCUACGAUAUCCUUAUCGAAUCCAGCGCCGAGUUCACGCAUUACAAGCCGCCUCUGAAUUUACCCCUCCGGCCAGGAGUUUGGACGGUUAAAAUCCUGCAUCGUUGGGUCCCUGUGGCUGAAACCAAAUUCCUGGUCUCCCCUCUGACGUUUUUGAACAAGCAAGCCAUCAGACAAGAAGAUGCCUCGAAGCUGCAUGGUGGACCUCCGAAGAACGCCUACAUGGAGCAGAGCUUCCAAGGGCUGAACCCAGUGCUUAACCUCCCAAUCAGCACCGGGCAAGUGGAGCAGGUGAAGAAGAAUGCCGCAUUGACAGGCACCAAGCUGGAGAGCUGGGUAGACAGUUUGGUGGGAAGCGUGUGGUCGGCAGUCGAUGUCUGUAGUAUAGGCCCAUCCUCCUGUCCAGUCAUGCAGACCUGCAGCCAAACAUCUUGGAGUUCUCUCAGUCCUGACCCAAAGUCCGAGUUGGGCCCCGUGAAACCAGAUGGACGUUUGAGGUAGCACCUGGUACACCUUUCACUGGCUUUAAAAGGGAACCUGAGCUUUCUGCUCUCGCGAUAUUUUUUGACAAGGUUGGCACAGCUAGCAAGUGAGUUGCGGGGGGUCUUUAAGAAAGCCUACAAAUCGAUGUUCAAGAAGGGGCUGAAAAUCCCAGCCUCUUUCACUGAACAGUUUUCCCUUUUCAAGGGUUUGGAUGUUGGGAACAGACAGGAAAGGAGGAAACCAAUUGUAUGAAACAUCUGAAGUUUCUAAAUGGGGGCAGCAUAUUUUCAACUCUUGGCUAAUUUAUUUCUCACUCUUACACACCAAAUAUGUUAUAUCCCGGCUGUUCUUUUUUCACAGUUUCCUGAAAGUCCUAGCAAAGCAGCUCAGGCACAAAUGCUAAACUUGCCCUUUUUUUCCAGUUGUCCUCAUUUUUCCAAACAUCCCCUUUGACAUCUCACAAAAGCAUUGAUAUUGUCACUCCACCUAGCCAAGCCUUCAAGGUUAUAAUACUGAAUCAACAGAUGGUAUAAUAUGGAGUAUUAAUUUAACUCUCUCAUGCAAAUAAAGAUUCCAUGUUUGAUCUUCCAGAUGAGCUAACAAUGGCGCAAGACUUCUCUCUAGACUACCAUUCAAAAUGGCUGCUUUCCCAAACAGGCAUAGCUAGGGAGUCAGCUCAAAGGAGAAAGUCAUGUAAAAAUCCCUACACUGAAUCUUCCACAUCCCCAGAUCAGACUGGAAAAUAGUUUGCCAGAAAUCCAGAGAAAUUCCUUCUAAAGCAUGUCAAUAAUGCAACACUAGACUGUUACUACCUAAAUCUCACUAUUGCCUCCUUUUUUUGGUGGGGUGGUGGCUCAGAAAGUAACAAUUAUCCCCCUGGUUCUGAUGGCUAUUAGCGAUGGGUGAUGCUCAAGAGCCUUGUUCAGACAAGAUCCUUGACCAGGUCAGAUCAAGUGACUCAGUUCAUAACAUGCUAAGCUUGUUAGUUUUUAGCUUGGCUAAUUUGUUUCUGGCUGGGAUGUGGUGGGCCCCCAACCUGUUUGGUUAGCGGGUGGUUCCAUCUUUUGCGAACAGCUGGAAAUGGGUUAUUUCAACAGCCAGAUUAAUUGUGUUGGAUGAACACAGCCAAACUGAAACUAGAUGGGAUGGCACCAGCCAGCUCAAGCUGUUUCUUAUUUCUGCAAUGCACAGCCAGCAGGAAGAAUAUGUCACAUGCUCAGUAGAGUGGCAGGUUGGAAAGAAAUCUUCCUUUGACACCCCCCCCCCAAAUGUUUGAUUUUGAGCUCUUGUUCAGUGCCCCAUAAAGGGAGGAGAAAGUGCAUUUUAAAACGUUCCGUCAGGGGAAGUGAUAGCAGGAAAAAAAAUUAGCUAUCUGCUGCUCUACCACAGCAUUCCAUUUCUGGAAAAAGGUGGAAAAGGCUGGCUUUGUUUUCAAGAAGACUUCUCCUAGACAAGACCAAGAAGCAUCCACAUUAAAUCCAGUUUUGUGUUGAUUCUUUAACUUUUUGCAGGCUCCAAGUCCUGUUUUAGGUUUGGGAGCUUAGUCUGAGAGUGCAUAAAGCAAAAUUCUAUUCAUGAUUAAAUGACAUUGUCCUCGCUGAUUUCUAGUUAAUUACUUUGGUCCAGGUUGCACCCAGACAACAGAGAGACAGAUGUUGCUGUGCACAGACUCACACUUUCAUUUGGGUCUUCAGUUCACACCCACUGGAUUCUGAUGAUGGUCCAGCUCUGGGAUAAAGUCUGUUAUUUUAACAAAAGCUGGUUUUCUCCUUUUUUGCCCCUUCCCUCAAUUUUGGACCCAGCUCAUAUUUAAAGACCAUGAAAAGAGCAGAAGGUCUGCGAAGAUAACCAAGGGACAAGGGGGGCGGGGUGGGGGGAAUCUGGCUUCCCUUAAAAUGAGCACUGCGAUGUCAAACCCGAAAUCCAGAUGGCUUGCUUGUGAAUUUCCCACCGUCCUCUUUGGUUUAAAGCUACUCCAGUUUGCUUUGGACUUUUGAAAUUGCAGUGUCAGCUCUGCUGUCGUAAAGGCGGAGCAUUAAAUAUUUAGCUGGCACAAAAGAAAGGCUGCCUUGGAGAAGAUGAUGUUAGGUAUUUAUUUGUGUUUUAGUCAAUGACUAAUUGUAGGGUGCUGCUUGCGCAGCUUGGAGAUGAUCUUAUCUUGCUAACUAAAGCUGCCUUUAUUGAGGAAAGGCCUUUAAAACAAAAGAAAAUGGUCUCGUUUUCCUUCCUUUCCUUUCCGCUUCCUCGAUUUUGGCUUUUGUUAAGUCUUCUGCCCCCGAUACUUACAAUAGUAACUAAAGCUGAGGCUGCCAAAUGUAGGAACUGCAUCAUCUCCAGUCUGUACAGUCAGAAAUGUUAGGACGUCUGUUCCAGCCUCCAGGAGAGUCCCAAGAUCAGGGAAUAUUUUACUCAAGGUUGAAGUUGCUCAAAGUGAGAAGAAAACUCUUCCAUCAGAAACCAUCCAACCAAAUGUAUCCACUGCUGGGCUUCAUAAGGGUAUCUCCAUUCAGCCAUCCGCAUCUGUUACAAGACAACACAUGUCCUAGAAGACAUCUCCCAUAAGUCUUCCAUAGAUAGCGUUUCUCUGCCCCAGAUGGAGAAACAUCUAGAUUUCUGCUGAAGAUCAGAUGAUGGCAGUAGAUGACCUUUAUUCUGGCCCAGUAGGCCCAGCAUUCUCAUUCUAAAGGACAAAUAAGUUUCAUCCCAACAUUCCAUUAUGCUGUUUGUGUUUUAUAUGCACAUUUUGGUCUAUUGCAAGGAAUGUUUGUUGAAGGAAGCAAAACAUGGUUCGGUAUAAAAGCAAGCUUUUGACCGCUUUGUGAUACAGAAAUGGACAGUUGGGUAUGUCAGGACAGUAGGUUGAAUGCAGCGAGAAUGGGAUAUUUAAGACGGGUGUGUGGUAAAACAAGAAUGACCGGGUGGUGAAUGAAUGUAAAUUGAAUAUAAGUGAAUGAGUGACCAAUGUGAUCAGCUUUGGUCAUCUAGAGAGAAUGAAUAACUACUGAGUUGCUAGAACAAAUACAUAAGGAAGACUGGAUGGAUCAAGAAGACAGGGAAGACUGCAAAAGUCACAGUUGGAUGGAGCAGUUGAGAUCCUGUAAAAAAAGAGGCAUGAGAAGGUUAAAGAACAAAAAGCAAUAUAUGAAGCAGUGUAUGGAUGUAAUAGACGCAAGGGUGAUUUUCAAAGGUAGAAGGUAUGAGGUAUACUGGAUGGUGUUGGUAUAAACUACUUUUAGUGAUUUGAGUGCUGAUGAAGGCAAGCAUCACUUCCUUGCUGUCCCUCCAUCACCACGUGGGGCUGGGAUAUCAUAAUUAAGUCAAGGUCCUUGAGUUGGAAAGAGACUGUAGGACUCAUCUGGUCUUAGUCCAGACUUCCACAAUCUUGGAUGUCGUCCAGAUGGAUGGAUUUCCAUUCCCAGGGCAACGCCGGCUGGCUGAAGAAUUCUGAGAGUUGAAGUCCACCUCUCUGGAGGGCACAGAGGUUGGGGGAGGCUAUUGUAACUGUUUUCAGCAGAAUGAUCUGCUUCAGAUGGCAGCGAAGAAGAGGUUCACUGCAUGUCACCACCACCUAGAAUUUGCUGCCUACACAAGGUUCCUCAUGAGAUUAUGAGCCAGAAAGUUUGCGUGGAUCUUACAUUCCUUUCCAGAUCUGAAAUCUAAGAAAUUCUAUUGUACAAUAUGGGUCUACUCUACUCCAGUCAGUGCCUUCCAGAUAUGCCUUCCCAGCCAGGCUGGGGUCACAGACCUACACAUCCAGAGGACACACCAAGUGGUCAAGACUGAGCAUGUCUUACCCAUGCUUUUAAAAGAGGGAUCUGGCCCCAGACAGAGUUGGCCUGUAGUUCCCAUGAGCUCCAGCAUAGCCAGUAACCAGGGAUGGUGGGAGUGGUCAUCUAUCCACACCUAAUGGCCCCAAGUUUGUCCCCACUGGCUUUUAGGAAGCCUGCUUACCCAUCUUCCAGGCUCUUGGAAUUGAUUGUGCAAACAAGGUAAAACUAGAUGGUUUGUGAAGGCCCUGUCAAGCAGCCAGAGUCUCACUGGCAGGUGCUAGUUGUCCCUUAAGGCCGCCUUGGUCAAACAUGAGCUUUACCCAUCUAAACAUGAGUCAGAAACUCUUCUGUUCUCACUUCCUGCCAUUCCCUGCCUAAAAGGGAGCCAGUGGCUUGAGAUUUAGCCAAGUGGAAUAUAUCAGACGAUAGCAGGAUACACUGAAGUAGGAAAGAAUUUUGUCGUCCUUUGCUCUUCCUGGAUUCGGAAGCAUUUUUAUUUUGCAAAAUUCAGCCAUUGGAAGCAAUUGGGAGGCCAAAGUUCUUGACCAAAGUAGGUGCUGUAACUGGGUUUGGGUACUAAUUUCCAUUAUGGUCCUGCAAGGCAUCCUGGCAAUUUCCCAUGCCGACAAACUCCCGUUUCAGUCUGUCCUGUCUGUUUUUACUGCUUCUGCCUUUGUUUUCUUCUUUUGCUCACGGGUGCUACCAAAGGUACUACCUCACUGAUAAUUAAAGAUUAUGUUCAUUUGAGGAACAGAAAACCGGAAAGGUGGGGGGGAAUCUCUUUUGAGUUGAAUGUACAAUCUAUGCAAAUCCUCUCUCUAUCUCUCUCUCUCUCUCCCCCUCUCCCUCUCCCUCUCUCUUUUUCUCUAUUU
Candoia aspera is the source of this 7498-nucleotide messenger RNA. It is a transcript of the gene XYLT1, whose product is annotated as xylosyltransferase 1. Gene Ontology annotation, biological process: chondroitin sulfate proteoglycan biosynthetic process; heparan sulfate proteoglycan biosynthetic process. The coding region runs from base 1 to 2874 and encodes 957 amino acids. The record is from RefSeq and is a predicted model, not a curated record. Gene Ontology annotation, cellular component: membrane. NCBI's taxonomy places the organism in Eukaryota, Metazoa, Chordata, Lepidosauria, Squamata, Candoiidae. The transcript has 12 exons. Gene Ontology annotation, molecular function: protein xylosyltransferase activity.